Rhodamnia argentea is the source of this 1779-nucleotide messenger RNA. RefSeq names its product cytochrome P450 81E8-like. NCBI's taxonomy places the organism in Eukaryota, Viridiplantae, Streptophyta, Magnoliopsida, Myrtales, Myrtaceae. The record is from RefSeq and is a predicted model, not a curated record. Bases 28 to 1539 code for a protein of 503 amino acids. The transcript has 2 exons. Gene Ontology annotation, molecular function: monooxygenase activity; iron ion binding; heme binding.
UUCGUAACACGAAGCAAAGAAAAAAAAAUGGAGAACACAAUUCUGGGUGCGAUCCUCUUCACUGUCCUCUCUCUAGUAGUUCUCUACUUCUUCCUCACAAGAGAACAUAAGAACCUCCCUCCAUCCCCUCCUCCUCUCCCCAUCAUCGGCCACCUCCACCACUUGAAACUGCCCCUUCACAGGACCCUCCACGGCCUCUCCAGUAAGUAUGGCCCCGUCAUGACCCUCCGGUUCGGGGCCCGGCGGAUUGUGGUCGUUUCCUCGCUGCCGCUGGCUGAGGAAUGCUUCACCAAGAACGACAUCGUGCUCGCCCACCGCCCCAAGCUGUUCAUCAGCGAGCACCUCGGCUACAACUACACCACCAUCGUCACGGCGUCCUAUGGCGACAGGUGGCGCAACCUCCGGAAGAUAGCCACCAUUGAGGUCUUCUCCUCGCACCGCCUCAACAUGCUCUCCCACGUCCGGAGGGAUGAGAUCUGGCAGCUGAUGCUCCGGCUGGCCCGGGGCGGGUUCGGGUCCCACCACCGGGUUGAGCUCAAGACUCUCUUGUCGGAGCUGACGUUCAACAUCAUGAUGAGGAUGAUCGCGGGGAAGCGGUACUACGGGGAGGGCGUGAACGUGGACGAGGCGGAGGCAAGGGAGGCGAGGGGGGUGAUUAAGCAGAUUGCCGGUCAGGGCGGGAUAAGGCACUUGGGCGAUUUCCUGCCCAUUUUAAAGUUGGUCGAUUACGAUGGGGUCAUGAAGAGGGUGGUGCAGCUGAAGGAGAAGAUCGAUGUGUUCAUUCAAGGCUUGAUCGACGAGCACCGGAGGAAGAAGGGAGACCCGGAGCUCGCGGACAGCAUGAUCAGCCACCUCCUGCGUCGACAAGAGUCUCAGCCGGAAGACUACUCGGACUUCAUGAUCAAAGGGCUUGUCAUUGUUAUGUUAGUUGCCGGAACAGACACAUCAUCAAUUACAUUAGAAUGGAUAAUGACAAAUUUAUUAAACAACCCUGAAAAGCUCAAGAAGGCCCAAGAUGAGAUUGAUUCCGUUAUCGGCCACAAUAGUGGGUUAGAAGAAUCGGAUGUUGCGAAGCUACCUUACCUUCAAUGCAUCAUCUCAGAGACCCUUCGACUAAACACAACGGCGCCACUUCUCCUCCCGCACGCGUCAUCGGCUGAUUGCACUAUUGGAGGAUACUUCGUUCCACGUGACACUAUUGUGAUAGUGAAUGCAUGGGCCAUUCACAGAGAUCCUGAGUUGUGGGAGGACCCAUUGAGCUUCAAGCCCGAAAGGUUCGAGGGCAUUGGCGGCGAAAAGCAACAUAAGCUGAUAUUACCUUUUGGGCUGGGACGGAGGGCAUGCCCCGGUGCACCCUUGGCUCAGCGGGUCAUGGGGUGGACGUUGGGGUUGCUGAUUCAGUGUUUUGAUUGGAAAAAAUUGAGCGAAGAAGAGAUUGAUAUGAGGGAAGGUCCAGGAAACACCAUGCCAAAAGCAGUACCAUUAGAAUUAUUGUGUAAAGUGCGCCCCCCUAUGGAGAAACUCCUCCCUAAAGAUUAAGUUGGUCGACUAGUUUGUCACGAAAUGGUUGGAUGAUAUGCUUUCAUGCUAUAUGUACUAAGAGUGCAAAUCUGAUUUACGAGUUUCAACUGCAUAUUUUCAUCUUCCUAUUUGUUUCGGAACUUUUUAGACUAGGCUCCUAGUGUAAAGAACAUAUAUGGCGCUAAUGGUGCUCUAUGGAUUGUUCUUAUAUGAACCUAGUAUUACUUUAAUUGAGUAUAAUUAGCCUUUCUGAAAGUA